This is a messenger RNA of Gymnodraco acuticeps, 1563 nucleotides long. RefSeq lists its product as uncharacterized. The transcript is spliced from 4 exons. The coding region runs from base 280 to 1209 and encodes 309 amino acids. The record is from RefSeq and is a predicted model, not a curated record. Lineage: Eukaryota; Metazoa; Chordata; Actinopteri; Perciformes; Bathydraconidae. Gene Ontology annotation, molecular function: catalytic activity.
UCGUAUGUGUGGACCUACCUGGUGAUAAACCUGUUUCUGAUUCUGAAGAUUUUACUUUGUUGAAAAUAUCAAUAAUUGUAGUUUCAUCAUCAAUCCAGUGGGAGGCAGUAAUGCAAUAUUUUGAAUGCACAAGAAGAAGAAAAGAAGAAGAAGAACGAGCAGAAGUCACAUGACUGUCUGUCAGCUGUUCGUGUUUACCUCUCUAUUCUCUGAUCAGAGGACAGGUGUGUGUCUUUAUCCACUUCAUGCUGUUUCCAAGGACUAUCAUCAGAAGGUAGGAUGUCCUCUCUCCCCCCUUAUGUGAUCUGGAGGUCUGAGGGUCUGGUGGCCUCCCUCUCGCCCCACCCCUGUACUCCGGGGUGUGUAACCCUGCAGCUGUGCCCCCCCGGCCCCCCAGGGAGGAGCGUCUUCCAGCUGGAGGAGCAUCGCUUCCUGCAGCUGCUGCUCGGGGCUCAGAGUGUCUCCCAGCUGCUCUGCCGUCGCCUCGGGGUGCUCAGGUGUGCUCUGGUGCACCGGCCUCACAGAGACACCCCCGCACAGAUCCGGAUCCUGCCUCUUCACGGGCUGGCCUCAGAGUGGCGCCCCCACCUGGCGGGAGAGGAGGAUUACAACGCUAUAGAUCCAGGAUACAUCUCCUCCAGAACGGCCCCCCGCUGGCCCUCCUCUCGCCUCUCUGAGAUCCAGACCCGGAUCAGAGCCCAGCUCCCAGAACCCAACGCCCCCCAGAACCUCUCCUUCCUGGGGGUCGACCCGGCGGACCCCGGCCUGUUUCCUCGCAUCAUUCGGGGGGAGGAGGAGGAACAAUGGAGGGUUUGGGAGGACCAGAGUCACGUGGCCUUCCUCACGCCCUUCCCAAACUCCCCCGGGUUCACGGUUCUGGUGCCGCGCCGACCUCUGACCUCCGAUAUCUUCAGGUUAGAGAAGCAGGACUACGAGGGGCUGGUUCUGGCAGCACUGAAGGUGGCGAGGCUCCUGGAGGCGGGGCUUGGAGCAUCGGGGGUGGGGCUUAUUUUCGAGGGUUUUGAAAUCGACUACGCUCACGCUAAGUUGAUACCGCUGUUAGCUUCGGAGGAGGAGGAAGAGGAUGCUAAGCUAAAAGCCCCUCCCCAGUUUUACCCCACCUAUCCUGGGUACGUUUCCUCAGAAGACGGACCUGAAGCCAGUGAGGAGGAUCUGAAGGAACUGCACAGGAAAAUCACUCAGAGUUAAUAUCUGUAGUUUAUUUCUACUGAACUACAUCUCCCAUGAGUCUCAGACACAGAUGUGCUCUCAAAGCAUCAUGGGAGAUGUAGUUGUUAAUACUUAAAUGUAUCCACCUAAGAAUUAAAAAUGUGAUUUUUUUAAUCUUUUAAUAAAAUGUUGAAACUGUUAUUUUAAAGAAAGAUUUUGUGGAAAAUGUUGUAAUUAUUGUGUUGCAUUAUUUCCAUACUGCUCAUUAUUAUUUUUAUUUUUUAUUUUUUGGACAAUAAAAGCAAGGAUUUCAAAAUCUUUCCGUUAUUCAGUGUUUUCUUCUUAGCGUGUCGAUCAAACCCCUAACAUGUUUUUUCAAAUUCAAAUACACUU